Molecule: messenger RNA, 2890 nt
Organism: Nanorana parkeri
Lineage: Eukaryota; Metazoa; Chordata; Amphibia; Anura; Dicroglossidae
Gene: TMC6
Product: transmembrane channel like 6
Exons: 22
Coding region: 56-2890 (944 amino acids)
Cellular component (GO): plasma membrane
Molecular function (GO): mechanosensitive monoatomic ion channel activity
Source: RefSeq, a predicted model, not a curated record
CCACUCAGGUGUCUGAAGACCUCAGCUGGGCACAUCUGACCGGGGCAGUGCCAACAUGUCUGUGGCUUUCCUAGUGGACAUCCCGGAGGAGUACAGCCCCAGCGAUGAUCGUGAUGUACACAGUUCCUUCUGCAGUGUUAUUGAAGAUGCAGAACAGGACGCCUUGCUGGAGCUGCAGGAACGUAGCGUGUGCACAGGCCACAGAUCUCAGAGACAUGAUGACCGCAACGUGGCCACCAUGAGAAUCCUUGCCGACAUGCCAAGUCGCACAAUAGGACGCUGCAAGGGAGCCAUGCUGUCCGAGUAUUGUAACCGCACGGUCAGGAGGAGGCAGUCGAAGAAGCGGCCAUCACUGUACACCAUGGAUCGCAGUGCCAGACCCAGCCUGCGGCAGAGGGACGAGGUGGCAGAGGGAGAAGAGGAGCAUCAAAGGCUGCUGGUGUUGGAGCUGCAGAAGACGUCGGGCGCCCAGAGGACUCGCCUGCUGAAGAGUUUCCCUUUAAGUCUCAAUGUGAAAAGGCAGUUGAGGUACUUGACCUUAGACGACAGUUUCAUUCGGAAGAGGAGCAGUGCCAGCCCUUGCUGCAGCAGCGUCGCAGACGGCAUCGGCAUGGCCACGCACAAGUGUUGGCUGUCCUUCCUGUCUAUGCUGUUCGCCCUGCGGCCCUGGCACGUGGCCCUCAAGCAGAUCGGAGGGCGUUUCGGCUCCAGCGUCCUCUCCUACUUCCUCUUCCUGAAGACUCUCCUGGGGUUUAAUAUCUUCAUGAGCCUCUUGUGCCUCCUGUUCAUCGUCACCCCCCAGGCCGUGCAUCCGCACGACGCCCCGAACCCUCGUUCCUUCACCAGCCUGGAGUUCCUGACGGGGGCGGGUUAUUUCUCGGACACGGUGAUGUAUUACGGCUAUUACAGCAACGUCACCCUGAACGAAGGCUGUUCUCCCGAGUACAACGCGUCCGCCUGUCCCGCCGUCAAGCCUGCCUGGCUUCCCUAUCACAUGCCAUUGGCGUUCCUGUUCACUGUAGGACUCGUCUUCCUCAGCACCUGCAUCAUUUUGGUGUACAGGAUGUCGUGUUCAUUUGGUGAGAGUUUUAGGGUCGGCUUCUUCUCCGGAGCCGUGGCUCUGAAAGUGUUCGGUUCUUGGGACUUCAAAGUGAACCGGAUCCGAUGUGUGCACAGGCAGAAGGAGAACAUUUACAUGCAGCUGAAGGAGCUGCUGAGCGAGCUGAUGUGCGAGCGCCGUCCUGAUCUCAGGAAGAAGAUGCAAACCAUCUGCAUUCACGUCUUCUCCUGGACUCUGUGCAUGGCCAGCUGGUUGGGCUCCGCCGUGGCCGUCUACGUCCUUUCAGAGUAUCUGCACAAGGAUCAUCGGGCGCGGAUGAGGAGUGAGAGAGACCUGGAGGGGGAAGCCAUGUUCCUGUUGCUGCCGUUGGCCGUGUCUCUGUGUAACCUUUUACUGCCGUACAUGUAUCACGCCCUGCGGCGCUGGGAGCGCCUGGACUCUCCUAUACUGGAAGUGUACAUUGCCAUCUGCAGGAAUCUUAUGCUGAAGAUUGUCGUCCUCGGCGUUCUGUGUUACCACUGGUUAAAAAGGAAGGCCAAUCACGCGGAGUAUAAGUGCUGGGAGACGCUGGUGGGUCAGGAGUUGUACCGCUUUGUCAUCAUGGAUCUGAUUUUCAAUCUGCUGGACACUCUGUUUGGAGAGCAGCUAUUGAGGUUUAUUCAGCAGAAGAGACAGAAGAAUGAGAAGUACCGCACCGAGUUUGACAUCGCCCGCAAUGUUCUGGAGCUGAUUUAUGGGCAGACGUUGGCAUGGUUGGGCGUUCUGUUUUGUCCUCUGCUUCCCGUUAUCCAGACCUUGAAAUUACUUCUGCUGUUUUACGUCAAAAAGACCAGCCUGAUGGAGAACUGCCGAUCGCCCAGCAAGCCAUGGAGGGCGUCUCAUAUGAGUACGGUGUUCCUGACUCUGCUCUGCUUCCCGUCUUUUCUCGGAGCGUCCGUGUUCCUCUCCUACACUGUGUGGUCGGUAACACCCUCGAAAUCCUGCGGCCCCUUCCGAUCUCUCAGCACAAUGUACGAUGCCGGCAAAGUUUACAUCAGGCAGCUGGCAGUCUUGAACCCUCGCCUGAGCUGGGUCAGCUGGAUCCACCACUACCUCUGGGAGAACACGUUGUUCAUAUUCGUGGCGUCUGCAGUCCUGCUGGUCGUCAUCUACUUCCAUAUCCAGAUUGUAAACGGACAAAGAAAAGUCGUCAACCUGCUGAAGGAGCAAAUCGCCAAUGAAGGUGAAGAUAAACGCUUCCUGAUUGAAAGACUCCAUUCAGUGUACGAGAAGAAGGGCGGCAUUCGCCGGGGGCAAAAAUCACUGCAGGCCAGGGAAGGUGAAGAUAAACGCUUCCUGAUUGAAAGACUCCAUUCAGUGUACGAGAAGAAGGGCGGCAUUCGCCGGGGGCAAAAAUCACUGCAGGCCAGGGCGCAGUUUGAUGCCUUUGCGCAGCCCACGCUCCGGCGCGCCCCCCACAUGGCUCCGAACCUCGCUAUUUAUAAUGGUGGAGCAAUCCUACGAACGGUUACUAUGACAACUGCAGAGAGGCAAUGCGUGGAGAACGGAAGAGUUCCGUUUCACCCGUCAUACGCCACAUAUAGUAAAGAUCGCUCGGGUAAACGCAGCGACGCUUCGCACACACGCACCGCAUUUCCUGCCUACAGCAACUAUGACAUCGUCGUCGUCGUCGUCGUCGUCGUGACCGAUUAUAUAUUCAUGUGCAGAGACGGAUGGGGGAGGAAGAUCCCUCGAAGCUCCCGAGAUGCGUCUGUGAUGUGUGUGUGGAGCCGGCCAGGGGAAGGAAAGUAUCUUCUGUCCAUACGAUGCAACGCAUUUAGAAUCCGGUGA